This is a messenger RNA of Pundamilia nyererei, 3197 nucleotides long. RefSeq names its product zinc finger protein 704 (gene znf704). Gene Ontology annotation, biological process: regulation of transcription by RNA polymerase II. Gene Ontology annotation, cellular component: nucleus. Bases 815 to 2386 code for a protein of 523 amino acids. Gene Ontology annotation, molecular function: DNA-binding transcription factor activity; RNA polymerase II cis-regulatory region sequence-specific DNA binding. Lineage: Eukaryota; Metazoa; Chordata; Actinopteri; Cichliformes; Cichlidae. The record is from RefSeq and is a predicted model, not a curated record. The transcript has 9 exons.
UCCAAUCUCUCCUUGCGUCAUUGUUUUCAAUGGAGCAUCCUCCCCGGUUGCUUUACCUUCUUUCGGAGGAGAAGGGGAGCGGUGGGGGCUUGUGGAGGCGUGUGCAGCGCCGACCAAUUAGAGACCGCCGUGGCCGCCGGACCGCACAUGUUUACAGGCAGCAUUCCGCCGGUAGAGUCCCCGCUCGGUCUGAGGUGACGGCGGACUGGAUGCGGCAGUAGUUGGAACCGGAGCCGGUUAACGGUCAAAUUUCAAUCUUUUGUAACACAUACGGCGAGGUGUCGGGGUACAGAGCCGUGUGGGGCGGAAAAAUUCGACGUGCUGGCUCCCGUACCUCUAUGCUCAAGCUGUUUGCCCUGUAUUAGCCACCAUUUUUACAUAAUCGUGUAUAAGUGUCGCCUCGGCUCACGACUACGGCGAUUAGUCCGCGUUUUCCCGCCGCCCCUUCAGCUCGCAGGGAGCAGAGAGGAAAACAAACAGGUCGAACGGAGGAAGAUUGGUAGCCGGUUGGAUGUAGAGGUUGUUUAGCGGCGAAUGAAUCGUAGUCGUCGGCUACUAAUUCAGAGCUGGUCGGUUUCUUGUUUCUUUUUUUACGGGGUGCUUGUGCGCGGUGCAUUCCGGACGCUGUUUGGAGUUUCCCCCUCCUCCGAGUAUGUUGCCCCUUUCUAACAUUUUGUCAGGGCUGUUGGAGCGCGUAGUCUACCCGCUGCAGUUUUGUGUUUUUCACGACGCUGUUUACCGGCUAUAAUUCGACGCUUAAUGAUUUAAUUUUACCGGCUCGCCGGCUUUGAAUACAGUGAAACAGUUUUUAGAGAUGCACACGAGGCGCCUGGUGAAGCGCUCGGUCCUCGGCAGCCGCGUUUAUGCGCCGAGUCCGACGGGGGACGGUGCCCCGGUGACAGGAGUGGUCCAGGCUGUCAAGCAGGAAAACAGAGACUUGUCGGCUGCGGGAGCCCGGCGAAGCGUCUACACCGUGCUCAUGCAAGACGGGAGCCUCAAGGAGUUCUCCGAGGAGGAGAUAGCCUCGGGCUUCAACCACACCGCAGCCAAAGGACCACUCAAGUCCAGCCUGAAGCAGAGCUCCAGUAACGGAGCUCCAGAUGGCCAGAAGGUGGAGGGCGGCUGUCUGAGCCCAGAGCCAGCGGAGGAGCAGCGUUCAACGGACGGAAAACGUGUUAGCCGGGACUCUGACACCCGAUCGGUGUCCCUGCUGGAGCAGAAACGCAAAGUAGUCUCCUCCAGCAUUGACGUCCCCCACGCUAGGCGGUCGGAGGAGGAAGUGGAUAUGGACAAAGUGACGGCCGCUAUGGUGCUGACGAGCCUCUCUACCAGCCCGCUGGUGAGGAGCCCACCUGUGAGAGUCAGUGAGGGUCUGAGUGGAUCGUGGAAAGACAACGGCUCGGCCGGACCCUUCACCCCAUCGAGCAACAGCUCCUCGGGGGGCUACUGGAGCUGGUCUGCUCCGAGCGAUCAGUCCAACCCCUCCACACCAUCCCCACCGCUCUCUGCAGACAGCUUCAAGCCCUUCCGUGUACCCAGCCUGGGAGGGGUGGGGCCUGGCCCCGCAGGACCUGAAGACCCCAUUCUGGAUGAGCAGGAUGGGAGCAGCCUGCUCUUUGAUGAGCCCAUCCCUCGCAAGCGCAAGAACUCCAUGAAGGUGAUGUUCAAGUGCCUGUGGAAGAACUGUGGCAAGGUGCUGAGUACUGCCGCUGGCAUUCAGAGACACAUCCGCACCAUCCACCUGGGUCGUAACUGUGACUCAGACCUCAGCGACGGUGAGGAGGACUUCUACUACACGGAGAUUAAGCUGAACACGGACUCGGUGGCCGACGGGCUGAGCAGCCUGUCCCCAGCUUCGCCCUCUGUCCUGUCUCCCCCGCCUCCUCCCCCGUCUCCUCUCCCCUCGGUCAGCCAGCUGCCAGACUCCCAUAAACCGACUCAACCCUCUGACACCAAGGAGCCCCACGCCGGCGGCACCACGCCGCUCAGCCGGUCUGCACCCAGCGCUCUCUACCUCAUCCACACGGACCAUGCCUACCAGGCCACGGCUCCAGUGUCCAUCCCGUCCAGCAGCACCAACAACUCGGCCGGCUCGGCGUCCACCAGCUUCACUCCCACCAACAGCUCCAGUUUCAGCAUCUCUUGGCAGUCGCCACCCGUCACUUUCACCGGGACCACGGUGUCUCCCAGUAAAAGCCAAGGAUUUGGUGACCAACGUUCCCAGACCAUUGCAGUGCUUUCGUCCCCUCCCAGAGCCACCGCUGCCCUCAGUCGGAAGGUGCGUGGCGAGGGGAAGAAGUGCCGUAAGGUGUACGGGAUGGAGAACCGCGACAUGUGGUGCACCGCGUGCCGCUGGAAGAAGGCCUGCCAGAGAUUCACUGACUGAUCGUCCCCCGCAGCUCGCCAGACAAACAAGCCAUGCAGUUUUCCAGCUGAGGAAAACGAGGGGAAAAGGGGGGGGGGGCGUCAUCCUGCAUGCAUUCGGUUUUCUUCAGAUCAACAUCGCAACUGUCUGUCAGCUAUGGCCCCGCCCUCGUUCUCCGGCUCCGUCCCACACCCCACCCAACCUCAUCAGCUCCACUGAACCAUUCCAGCUGUGGAAGCAACCACAGGACGGCAGAGUCACCUUUCACAUCGCCGUCCAGGAUUCCCAGCGUGGGCUCGCCAUUCCCUUCUUUCCCAGUUUUUGGGAAAACCUCGGUGCAGCUAAACAGUGUAAAGAAAAAAAAAGAUUUCUGCAGUUUUUUUUUGUUUUCUUUUUUUAAUGUUGGGUUCAGUGUUGCAUCUUUCCAUGUUUUGUACAGAUCUGGUUUUUAAAUGAAAGUCUUGUCAAAGAAGGGGGUCGAGAAAAAGGCCAAAUUAUUAUUAUUUUUUUUUUUAAGUGUGUGUUUUCUCAAAAGAUUAGAGUAAAAAACACUUUUUUAUUCAAAAGAAGAAGGGAACUCUCUGAAGUCCGUUUGAAGAAAGCUAUGAAAAAGCACGUGGAGGUAAAGCUCGCAGUUUUUGUUCUUCCUUCGACUUGUUCGUCCCUUUGUAUCCAAUUCUGGACUUUGAGGUGAUCUUUUAUCACGGUCCCUCACGCCUCCCGGACAGCCCCGAGGGAAUGCAUGCGUGGCAUAGCCGGGAAGGGGUGGUGGACGGUCGGAAAGGAGGAGGAAGAGACACACACACACACGUACACAAACACACACGAGAUG